CUCUUGCAGAUCCAUUUUCACACUAAAUUCCACUGGCUAAUGUUUUCGGAUUGUUGCAGGUUGCUAGGAAGAGGCUCCAUGUUUGUCUUUUCCCAUCGCCAGUUCACACAACUUUUGGAUGUUGACCAUUCUUGGAAAGCCGAUCUUUUACUGGACAUCGGUGCUGGAGAUGGUGCGGUAACGGAAGUUAUGGAUCGUCACUUCCGUUCUGUUCAUGUUACUGAAAUUUCCCCGAUCAUGAGAAGAGUUUUAGCAGGCAAAGGUUACGAAGUCCUUGAUGCUCACAAGUGGAUGGAGAAGAAAGAGCUGUAUGAUGUUAUCUCCUGCUUGAACGUGCUAGAUCGCUGCGACUGCCCUCUUGCGUUAUUGGAGAAUAUGAAAAAUAGUCUCAAGAUUGGUACAGGAAGGUUAAUUUUAGCGAUGGUGUUACCUGUAAAACAAUAUGUGGAAUCAGGUAAAUGA
Molecule: messenger RNA, 462 nt
Organism: Limulus polyphemus (Atlantic horseshoe crab)
Lineage: Eukaryota; Metazoa; Arthropoda; Merostomata; Xiphosura; Limulidae
Product: methyltransferase-like protein 9
Exons: 2
Coding region: 40-462 (140 amino acids)
Molecular function (GO): protein-L-histidine N-pros-methyltransferase activity
Source: RefSeq, a predicted model, not a curated record